GGAGUGAGGACAGGUGCUCCGGAGGUGAGGGUUUCGGAGGCGGAAACCUGCUGGUCCAGUAGACGGACUCUGCUCCUUAUAAACGUGUGUUAUGGUUUGUGGUUUUCUGGAGAUUUUGCCGGUGAAGAGAGGAGACACUUGAGUUGAGGAGGAGAAGAAAAGCUCAAGUUUGUGGAGGCGGGAGAUGUGAGGGGUCAGGACACCUGGCUGGCUCGUGCGUGAAAUGGAUUCUGCUGCGACCCUCUGAGGGACUGCUGUCACAGUUGUCACAUUUCGAUUUGGGUCGUUUAAAGUGUCCACACCAGCUGUUGUGUCCCAGUUUCCUCCUUCCAGUCAAAGAUGACAGAGAGGACCCCAUGGUGGAAGGCAUUCCUGUCAAAGAGGAAGACUGUUGGCACCAAGGACGCAGGUUCACCCCACGCCUUGGGCCCGGACUUUGACCCCUUUGACCAACAUCCAGAGAAGCAAAAAGACCCUGCCGCAGCAGCCUCCAAGACCGCCGGCGACCAGUCCCUGUCUCAGCAAGACUCCGGCAAGAACUCCAGCCUCCUUAGUGACGACACUUACGACGACUCCCACCUGCAGUCGGUCUUCAACGAGCAGACAUGUCGCAGGAACAUGAAAGUGUCACGCUCGGGUCGAUUUAAAGAGAAGAGGAGAGUUCGCUCGAGCCUUCCUAUACAGGAGAAAGGGACAGAGAACGUGGCGUCAGGGAAAGAGGACAUGCGGUGACGAGGAAGGAGAGUGAGGAGGAUGAAGGACUGCUUAAUAAAGAUGCUUGAUGAGGGAGAGGAAUUUGAGUACAUGAGGAUGCUUCAAACUCUUGAGGCAUUCCAAGAGGUCUACUGUGUGUUGGUUAUGAUGGGGAUGAUGGAGAUGAUAAGGAGCGUUCAACUUUAGGCCCAGUACUGAAGGAAUAUGGUUAUGUGGUGCAAUAAAUAUUGAAAAUUUGUUAAUGGACUUGUGGCAGAGGGCCGCACAAAUAAUAAUAAGUGGCAUAAAAAGGGAUUUUACUUGUUUAUAAUGGUUAUUCAACCUUUUUGCCAAAAAUAUCCCACAAUGAAAGCCCAAAUGAGGAGAUAGAUUAGUAAUGCAGUGAGCACUUAAAAGCCCAAUAUAGCUAAAUAAUUGAAUGUAAUUUUCUAUCAGUGCUCAAGAUAAAGUGUGAUAUGCUUCGUGACAGUUUUGUUGAUGUUUACAUUAUUUCUGUAAUAAGAUUAAUAUAUGUUUAAGAAUGAAGGAUAAGUAUAAUGCUCCUUUUACAAUGCUUUUACAAAAACAGGUUGAUUCUAAAGGGUUAGAAGGAUGUUUAUGAAGGUGUAAAUGGUUUCAUUAUUUUGUGCAGAAAAAAAAUCAGCUAGUUGAGGAAAUUAAGGAAUGCUUAUGAGCAGCUUUUAGUCAGUCACUUGCCAGUAAAAUGCAUAAAUAUUUAAAAUGAAGGAUGAAGUCCGGCAUGUUUAAUUAAACAUAAUGGCUCCUAAACAAAGCUACUGAUACUGAAGUAAGAAGUUAAUGUUGUAUCCAACUGAAGGAGAUAUGGCUGUGUAGCCAUAUCAGAAGUA
Xiphias gladius (swordfish) is the source of this 1562-nucleotide messenger RNA. RefSeq names its product proline-rich protein 15. NCBI's taxonomy places the organism in Eukaryota, Metazoa, Chordata, Actinopteri, Istiophoriformes, Xiphiidae. The record is from RefSeq and is a predicted model, not a curated record. The transcript has 2 exons. The coding region runs from base 340 to 732 and encodes 130 amino acids.